Molecule: messenger RNA, 3549 nt
Organism: Rotaria sp. Silwood1
Lineage: Eukaryota; Metazoa; Rotifera; Eurotatoria; Philodinida; Philodinidae
Source: the annotation of a GenBank genome assembly
AUGCGUCGCCUUUAUGCAUUGUCUAAUCGAAAUCCUCCUUUACCAAUUCAAACUUAUGAUGAUGAUAUAGAUGAUGUGCGCAUCAUUCAAAGUCGUAAUAAUAAUGUAAUUCGUAAUGAAAAUAAAACAAUCGUCCGAAAAACAACUAAUAAUGUUAUUGACAAUCGAAGUACAGAUAUAAAUUAUGUUGAAACCGAUAAUGUUUAUUUAAAUGAAGCAGGUCGAUGUCCUUAUUUUCGUUUUCCUUGGUGGGUUUGGCUUUUAUUAGCUUUAGGUUUACUUAGUUUAUUAGGUUUAGCAUUGGGAUUGGGUCUUGGAUUAGGACUUCGAACACCAUCAAUAAAUUCUCGUUGUACAAGUAAUAAUUGUCCAGCAAAUUCUCAAUGUAUUAAUAAUCGUUGUGAAUGUGAUUCCGGUUAUUAUUAUGAUUAUUCAAUAUCAGCUUGCAGUGCUUAUCUUCAUGUUGGUAUGACUUGUUCAACAAGUAAUACAAAUCAACAAUGUAUUACAAAUGCUUAUUGUGCAUCAAAUGGUUAUUGUAUUUGUGAUACGAAUUAUUUUCUUGAUCAAAAUACUGGCGUAUGUACAGCACUUUUAGCUCGUUAUGUUCCAUGUGCUAAUGAUGAUCAAUGCCAAGCACCGUUUGUAUGUAAAGUUAGUUUAUGUGAUUGUAAUCAAACAUCAUAUUAUGAUUCUGGUUCCAACACAUGUAAACGUCUAGGAUAUGCUAAUGAACCAUGUUCAACAAAUUCACAAUGUGUACGAACAGCUAAUUGUUCAACAACAACCUGUCAAUGUGCAACAGAUCAUUAUUUUGAUACAACAGAAUAUCAAUGUGUUCGUGACCAAUUUAUAGGACAAACAUGUACACUAGGUUAUGAAUGUAUUAGUAAUGCUAAUUGUACAUCGGUAUCACCAUUUUCAAAUCAAUGUGAAUGUAAUUCUGGUUUAUAUUAUGAUACAACAACAGGAACUUGUGUAACACAAUUAACAUACAGUACAACAUGUACAUCAACUUCUCAAUGUAUUAAUAAUCUUCUUUGUCUUGAUGAUCCAACAGUGGCUGGUGUUAGUUUUCAAUGUUUAUGUUUAACUACACAAUAUUAUUUAUCAUCAAAUCAAACUUGUAUUUCAUUAGGAACUUAUGGUGAUGCAUGUAAUACGGGAGGAAGACCAUGUGAAACACGUUAUGGUCUCAGUUGUUCGGCAUCUACAUCAACCUGUCAAUGUAGUUCAAUAAAUUAUUGGAAUGGUUCAUAUUGUAUUGCUCUACUUUAUCCAGGUCAAACAUGUACAUCAUCAUCUCAAUGUAUUAAUUCUUCUUCAUGUACAUCCUCCAUAUGUCAAUGUAAUACAAAUUAUUAUUAUUCAAGUUUAACAGGACAAUGUCAACCUCAAUUAGCUUAUUCAUCAACAUGUACUUUAGGAAAUUAUCAAUGUCUUAAUAAUACAUCAUGUUAUGAUUUAACAACAUCAGCAACAGGUACAUGUUCAUGUGAUUCAACAUAUUAUUAUUAUGAUGGUACAAGUUGUACUCUUUAUGCAACAUAUGGUCAAACGUGUGCUGCUGCAACAUAUGGGCCAUUUUGUAAUUCAAUAACACGUUCACUUGUUUGUAUAGGUACACAAUGUACUUGUUUAUCAACAGCUUACUAUAAUGGUUCAAGUUGUGUUACAUAUACAUCUAUUGGUUUUUCAUGUACAACAUCAUCUCAAUGCGUAACAAAUGCUUAUUGUUCAUCAGGAAUAUGUACUUGUUUAAGUUCAUAUUAUUUUGAUACAACGACAGGUAAUUGCGUUGCUCUAUUAACAUUUGGACAAGCAUGUAUAUCAUCAAUUCAAUGUCCAACAAAUAUGAUAUGUACUACAUCUCUAUGCUUAUGUACAUCUACGACUUAUUAUGUGGCUCCUAAUUGUGUAUCUCGUAUAUCAUAUGGUGGUACAUGUAGUGCAACAGUUCUUUGUGAUACAACUCUUGGUCUUGUAUGUACUUCAUCCGUAUGUACAUGUAAUAGUACACAAUAUUGGUCAACAUUAUCCAAUGGUACGCAAAUAUGUGCUAAUUUACGUACACUUGGACAAUCAUGUACAACUUCAACAGACUGUAUAAAUUCAGCAACAUCAGUUAAAUGUGUAUCAAAUAUAUGUGAAUGUGAUUCAAGUGGAUAUUAUCUUGAUCAAUCAACAGUGACAUGCCAACCACUCAAAGCUCUUGGUGUAGCAUGUACGGCGACGUAUAAUUUUGAAUGUGCUAGUUUUAAUUGUAAUGCGUCAAAUGUAUGUGGUAAUACAAUAUCAUCAACUAUAACAAUGGGAGCUGUUAUUAUUUUUAUUACUGGUGUUCUUAUUGGUUCAACUUUGUUCGGAACAAAAAAAGAAACAUAUGUUAUAUACGGUUCGCUAUCAACAACUAGAAAAUUAAACCAAAAUUUACAAACGAUCGACAAAGAAGAUUUUAAAUCGUUUUCUUUUGCAUAUAAUAAAACUCAUCUUUGGUCCAUGCGCCUUGCUGAUGACAAACAUUAUCGUAUAGCUCGUCUUUUGCCAUGCCGCACUGUUGAAUAUACCAACGGCCCGAACCGUGAAAAAAUGAAUUCUUGUGAUCAAUCAAUUAUAAAUGAAUUCUCAGUAGAAGCAACACUACAUGCACAACAAUGGCUUUAUGAAUAUCAGCAUCCAGUCGAUUGUACCAAUAAAAAAUUUGCUAGAAUACAUUCGUUUGCCGGGUCUGGUUUUGGUUCAACUAUACACCAAAUUGUAUGGGCAUUCGGUAGAGCAUUAGCUGAAGAUAGAAUUGCCAUUUAUGAAACACCAGGAAAUUGGUUACAUGGUAAUUGUAAUUUGGGCACACCUGAUUGUGUCUUUCGUCCAAUUAGUAACUGUUCUAUUCCUUCUACAGUUGAUAAUAACCGAACAAUUCGUAUUCAAGCUAAUAAUGAUCAUUGGUUCGAACCUAUACAUCCACCUGUUUUUCAAAAUCGAUCUUUCAAUUGGUAUCGUUCACAAUUGUUAUUCUAUUUAAUGCGAUAUAAUCCUGAAACAUUAACUCAUGUACAACGCACAUUAGCUAAAUAUUUUAAUCCACCUUCAGUUGAUCUGCAUCGUCCAUAUAUUGCUGUUUAUGUACGUCGAUCGGAUAAAGUAAGUGGUCGAGAAAUGUCACAAUCUUAUCCUCUUCAACAAUAUUUUGAUUUAUUCGAUGCUGAUGCUCGUCAAGCUAAAAUAAAAAAUGUUUAUAUUAAUUCAGAAGAUCGAAACAUAUUUACUGAAUUUGAUGAAAUAAACAAAAAUAAAAAAGGAUAUUACAAAUUAUUAAGUAUUAAUGUUACAAGAGAUGUUACUUAUCCGACAUUAAUCAGUAUGCCAGUGGAACAGCGCACUAAAAUUAUAUUAGAAUUUCUGACUGAUCUUUAUAUUGAAGCUAAUGCCGAUCUACAUGUUGGAACACUUACAUCAAAUUGGUGUCGAUUGGUUGAUGAAAUGAGAUUUGUACUAGGUAAAACGAUAACAUACUAUACACCUGAAAAUAGAUAUAUAAUAGAUGUAUAA